CCCUUUCACUUCAUUUCUACAUUCGCCGCCUCGUGCGGUUGAUAUUCGCGCGGAUGAUCCGCCAAACGCCUCUUAUCGGCUCAGCACAUCACUCUACGCGUAAACUUUUGUCUGGAUAUUAGUAACAUUUCUCUCUCAGCGAUGGCUAAUCAAUCUGGAAAGCGUCUUCUUCAGAACAUGUGUUAUGCUAAAACUUUGCAAAAGGAGCAAGAAAAGUAUCGAGGAUUUAUGCAUAGUAUUACCAACUGGUAUCAGUCACAACGGUCUAAAUCUGAUAAGAUAGAAGCAGAUAUGCAGAAGGAAUCUAGGGAUGUACCGCAACUCUCUCUAAGAUCCAAACUCGUAAAGAAGGCGGAUUGUGAUUCUGAACUUGGCAAGUAUUAUUCUGGUGAUGAAGAUCUAGGUGAUAGUAAGUGGAAAUUAGAGCUCGCCUGGCUUACAAAAGCUCUGGAACCAGCUCUGCGAUUAUGUAGGUGGGCUCUGCCAACAGGAAAUGGAGAUGGAAAAUCCCCUCCUAGCAGUCGAUCUUUGGUAGAGACAAUUUCAAGCAUCCAACGGAGUAAGAUUGGACUUGAGGAUUGGAGCUUGACUGACCUUACCAUUGGUUUAUAUCUAAUAUACCUUCGUCAAGCAUCUUUAAAUCCCUUUGAGGAUGUCAAGGGUGUUCAGGUUUUGUCAGAAUCAACAGUCCAAGAUCUCAUCUACCAUACUGAAUUAGCAAAAGGUUCUUACCAGGAUAAUGCCACUGUUCUUGCAAGGAACAGCAUGCUUAGAGAAAGCAAUGUUCUGAAAUUUGUCAAAAGUUCAAGUAUAAUGAGGCCUGGGUAUUAUAUUGGGAUUGAUCCUCGUAAGGAACUUGUGAUUCUUGGAAUCCGUGGAACUCAUACCGUUUAUGAUCUUAUUACUGAUAUUGUUUCUUCAAGUGAUGGAGAUGUCACAUUUGAGGGCUAUUCAACACACUUUGGCACAUCUGAAGCUGCACGUUGGUUUCUCAAUCAUGAGAUAGGAACCAUAAGGAAAUGCUUAGAGAAAUACAAGGGAUUUAGGUUAAGGCUGGUUGGUCAUUCUCUUGGGGGUGCUACAGCUUCUUUGCUGGCAAUUAUGCUCCGUAAAAAGUCACAUGAUGAGCUAGGGUUUAGCCCUGAUGCUGUUUCUGCUAUUGGAUAUGCCACUCCACCUUGUGUUUCCAAAGAGCUUGCUGAAGGUUGCUCUGACUAUGUCACAACCGUUGUUAUGCAGGAUGAUAUUAUUCCCAAGUUAAGUGCAGCUUCUCUGGCCCGGCUCAGGAAUGAAGUUCUUCAAACUGAUUGGAUGAGUGUGGUUGAGAAGGAAGACUGGAAAAAUGUUAUAGGUCUGGUGACAAAUGCGAGGCAAAUGGUAUCUUCAGUGCAAGAUGUAGCUAGGAAACUUGCUGAAUAUGCAAAGUUCAGGAACAGGAAAGAUUCUUCUGACGGUUCCAUACAAAAAGAAUCACCUGUUGUUCCUCUAGCCCCUUUUAGCUCCAAUUCAGCGGUAGAGAAUACUAAUGGACUCCAACAGAAAGGAGGUGCCUGUACAGUUGCGGGGGAGUUAUUUGUACCUGGGAAUGUUUACUAUCUAAAGAGAAGUAUAGACACAGAUAGCAACAAUGAAAGAGGUGGGGAGUUUUUCACGCUGUGGAAAAGAUAUCCAGGUGAACAUUUCCAAAGGAUAGUGCUUUCAAGCAAUUUAAUUUCAGAUCAUAAAUGUGAUAACCACUACUAUGCUCUACGAGACGUACUUAAGGGUUUGCCUAGGUCAAGUCAUGAAACAAUCGUUUAGUUGAUUUCACGUGAAAUUUUAUUAAUGCAUUCAUUAUAGUGUUUAGGAUUGAGAGGUUUAGCAGAAGAAUUUUGAUGGGUAGUUUUCCACUGCUUGACAGCUUGAUGAUUAGUUAUCUGAUUUUUUUGGGAUUUUAAUUGUGAGAUUGCCCUGGUGAAAUGAGAUGGAUUAAGUUCCAAGAUGGAGUCUCGGUUCUUGAUUUCCCAGUGGCAGCUUAAGAAGUCUUACAGCUGUAACUUCUGUUGCUUCCUCUUUAAUUUUUUGAGGGAAAUAAAGUAGACUUGAAUCAUUUUGAUGUGUUCAAUAAACAACUAUAGGGGUAAAAGAAUUAUAAAUGAUCAUGACUUGUCUCAUUCCUUCUUUGGAAGAUAGAGAUAUAGUUCUGUGUAGGGGAUUGUUUGUUUGCAACUUCUGUUCUAAACUGAAAUAAUGCUUCCAAAAGGAAACUACUUUUAGAUGUA
This is a messenger RNA of Carica papaya (papaya), 2261 nucleotides long. Its product is annotated as alpha/beta-Hydrolases superfamily protein. The record is from RefSeq and is a predicted model, not a curated record. Lineage: Eukaryota; Viridiplantae; Streptophyta; Magnoliopsida; Brassicales; Caricaceae. Gene Ontology annotation, biological process: lipid metabolic process.